AUGGACGGCGACGACUGCGACGCCGGCGGCGAGUGGAUCUGGGUGCGUCGACCGCAGGAAGCGGAAGCUGCGGCUGCGGCGGCGGGGUGGCCGGCGGAGGAGGCGCGGCCUCUGAAGGUGGUGUUUGGGUCCCCAGCCAGGUACUUCACCGACGCGGCGCCGAUCGGGAACGGCCGUCUCGGCGCCUUGGUCUGGGGCGGCGUCACCUCCGAGAAGCUCCAGCUCAACCAUGAUACAUUAUGGACGGGCGGACCUGGUAAUUAUACAAACCCCAAAGCACCUACUGUUCUUUCUGAAGUAAGGAGCCUUGUUGAUAAGGGACUGUAUCCUGAAGCUACAGCUGUUGCUUAUGGCCUGUCUGGUGAUGAGACGCAGAGUUACCAGCCUCUCGGUGAUAUUGAUCUUGCCUUUGGUGAGCAUAUCAAGUAUACAAAUUAUAAAAGAUACCUUGAUUUGGAAUCUGCAACAGUCAAUGUCACAUACAGUGUUGGGGAAGUAGUGUACUCAAGGGAACACUUCUCCUCAAAUCCACAUCAAGUAAUUGCGACUAAAAUCUCUGCAAACAAACCAGGAGCUGUCUCCUGUACAGUAUCUUUAGCAACACCACUAGAUCACCGGAUUCGUGUAACAGAUGCAAAUGAAAUAAUCAUGGAGGGUAGCUGCCCAGGAGAAAGGCCUGCGGGAGAUGACAAUGCAUCUGAUCAUCCUCCGGGAAUGAAAUUUUGUGCUAUUCUCUACCUGCUGACGAGUGGUGCCAAUGGCCAAGUGCAAGUAUUAAAUGAUAAGAUGCUGAAACUUGAUGGUGCCGACUCAGCGGUUUUGCUCCUUGCAGCUGCAACCUCAUUUGAAGGGCCAUUUGUCAAGCCUUCUGAAUCGACACUUGAUCCAGUGACAUCAGCAUUCACAACAUUAAAUAUGGCCAGGAGCAUGUCAUAUGCACAGCUAAAAGCUUAUCACAUGGAUGAUUACCAGAGUCUUUUCCAGCGUGUGUCCUUGCAACUUUCACGAGGCUCUAAUGAUGUACUUGGAGGUAGCACUUUGGCUCACUUACCUGAGAAUAUCUCUCAGGAUACUGCAGUAUCUGAUUGCACUGUGCAGAUGGUUGACAGUUCAAGGUUAAACGAGCUUAAUAAUUCAGAGAAGCCUACCGUAGACAGAAUUAUAAGUUUUAGACAUGAUGAAGAUCCUUCUCUGGUAGAACUUCUGUUUCAGUUUGGGCGCUAUCUACUCAUUUCUUGUUCGAGGCCUGGAACUCAGGUUUCCAAUCUGCAAGGAAUAUGGAACAACGAGACUAAGGCACCAUGGGGCAAAUACCUUAGUGUUUGUAAUUCCAAGUUUGAUAACAAUAUGUCAUUCCUUUCACUUGCCAGUACAGCUCCCCAUCCAAAUAUAAAUCUACAAAUGAAUUACUGGCCAUCACUUCCUUGCAACCUUAGUGAAUGCCAAGACCCACUAUUCGACUUCAUUGGAUCCCUUUCGGUCAAUGGGGCUAAGACGGCAAAAGUGAAUUACGGAGCUAAUGGCUGGGUUAGUCACCAAGUCACAGACUUGUGGGCAAAAACAUCACCGGAUGCUGGUGAUCCUUCAUGGGCUCUAUGGCCAAUGGGUGGGCCAUGGCUUGCUACACACCUGUGGGAACACUACAGUUUUACAAUGGACAGAGAAUUUUUGGAGAGAACAGCGUAUCCACUUUUGGAAGGAUCUGCCUCCUUUCUGUUGUCCUGGUUGAUUGAAGGCCAAGAAGGCUAUCUGGAGACCAAUCCUUCUACUUCCCCAGAGCAUUAUUUUAUUGCUGCCGAUGGCAAGAAAGCAUCUGUGAGCUAUUCAACAACCAUGGACAUGUCAAUUAUUAGAGAAGUAUUCUCAGCUGUUCUUCUGUCUGCUGAUAUUUUAGGAAAAUCCAGCACUGAUGUGGUUCAGAGGAUAAAAGCGGCACUUCCAAGGCUCCCACCGAUAAAAAUUGGUAGAGAUGGUACAAUCAUGGAAUGGGCACAAGAUUUUAAGGAUCCCGAGCCUCAGCACAGGCAUGUAUCUCAUCUGUUUGGUCUUUAUCCUGGACAUACCAUGACACUUGAGCAAACACCUGACCUCUGCAAAGCUGUUGCCAAUACUCUUUAUAAAAGAGGUGAUAAAGGCCCUGGAUGGUCUACUUCAUGGAAGAUGGCCCUGUGGGCUCAUCUUCACAACAAAGCACGAGCAUGA
Messenger RNA from Triticum turgidum subsp. durum (durum wheat), 2202 nucleotides. NCBI's taxonomy places the organism in Eukaryota, Viridiplantae, Streptophyta, Magnoliopsida, Poales, Poaceae. The record is from the annotation of a GenBank genome assembly.